Messenger RNA from Oxyura jamaicensis (ruddy duck), 2743 nucleotides. RefSeq names its product heparan-alpha-glucosaminide N-acetyltransferase (gene HGSNAT). The coding region runs from base 15 to 1913 and encodes 632 amino acids. Gene Ontology annotation, biological process: lysosomal transport. The transcript has 17 exons. Lineage: Eukaryota; Metazoa; Chordata; Aves; Anseriformes; Anatidae. Gene Ontology annotation, cellular component: lysosomal membrane. The record is from RefSeq and is a predicted model, not a curated record.
AGGGCGGCCACAAAAUGGCGGCGGCGCUGGCUGCGGCCGUGGCGGCGGCGCUGGGAGCGCUGCUGCUGGCACCGGGCAGCACGGAGCCGCCCGGGGACGGCCACGCUGCCGCUGCCUCCUCCUCCUCACGGUGGGGGGCUGCGGAGCGGUGGAGGCCUCCGGGGGUCAGGAUGGAUCAAGCCCUGUUGCUGGUCCGCAACGAGCUGCCCGAGCAGGGCCUCCUGCUCGCCCGCUGCGGUGCCUGCCACAGGUGCUCCUACCAGCUCCUGGCCGACAUCCCACCGAGAGACAGGGGCCUGGGCAAAGCAGUGGUGGUGGACACGCAGCACCCGCUCAGCCUGCUGCUCAACGGCUCCCUGGCUGGCAGCGAGCUCUGCAAGAUUCAGUAUCACUUUGGAGAAUUUGGCAAUUAUUCCCUGGUGAUAAAGACCCUAAGCACGAGCACCAAAACAGUUUCUUGUGAUAUAGUCAUCAAUGAAGGCCCCAUCAACAGUUACCUCCCUAUUCUCUUUGCUUUCCUGGUCUAUAUGGGGAUCCUUGCUAUCCUGAUCAUCUGGCGCCUUGUUAUGAAAAUUGAUCCAGUCAGAAACUGGGUUUACAAGAAACUGAACCCUAGGGAAACUGAUCGUCUCAUUAAUUCUGAACUGGGAUCCCCGAACACAACGGACUCCAUUAGCAGUGAUCCUGCCCCGCGUUUGUGGAGUGUGACCUCUCGCCAGCGCCUGCGUUCCCUGGACACAUUCCGAGGGCUCUCUCUUAUAAUUAUGGUGUUUGUGAACUACGGAGGAGGAAAAUACUGGUUCUUCAAACACGAGAGUUGGAAUGGAUUAACAGUGGCAGAUCUGGUUUUUCCAUGGUUUGUGUUCAUUAUGGGCACGUCGAUAUCACUGUCACUGAGCUCCAUGCUGAGGUGGGGAAGUUCCAAGCAGAAGGUGCUGGGGAAAAUCCUCUGGAGGAGUUUUCUGCUAAUCCUGCUGGGAGUCAUAGUUGUGAAUCCCAAUUACUGCCUUGGGCCACUGUCCUGGGAAAAUCUGCGCAUCCCUGGGGUGCUCCAGCGGCUGGGACUGACGUACCUGGUGGUUGCUGCUCUCGAACUCCUGUUUACAAGGGCUGGGGCUGACAGUGGGACCUUGGAGAUGUCAUGUCCUGCUCUGCAGGAUAUUCUUCCCUACUGGCCCCAGUGGAUUUUCAUUCUGAUGUUAGAAGUGAUUUGGCUCUGCCUGACCUUUUUGUUACCCGUGCCAGGCUGUCCCAGGGGCUAUCUUGGUCCUGGGGGCAUCGGAGAUUUUGGAAACUACCCUAACUGCACUGGAGGAGCAGCUGGUUACAUUGAUCGUCUGAUUCUUGGAGAAAACCAUAUAUAUCAGCAUCCCUCUUCUAGUGUGAUUUACCAAACAACAAUGCCAUAUGAUCCCGAAGGGAUCCUGGGGACCAUAAAUACCAUUCUUAUGGCGUUUCUGGGACUGCAGGCUGGAAAAAUUAUCUUGUCCUACAGAGACCAGCACAAACAGAUUCUGUGUCGGUUCUUUAUAUGGAGCAUAGUAAUGGGAAUUAUUUCCGCUAUCUUGACAAAAUGUUCUAAAGAAGAAGGGUUUAUUCCCAUAAACAAGAACUUAUGGUCAACGUCAUAUGUGACAACCAUGAGCUGCUUCGCCUUCAUCCUCUUAUUACUGAUAUAUUACCUUGUGGAUGUCAAGAGACUGUGGUCGGGUGCUCCAUUUUUCUACCCAGGAAUGAACUCCAUCCUGGUCUACAUCGGACAUGAAGUGUUUGAAGACUACUUCCCUUUCAAGUGGAAGAUGCGAGACAGCCAAUCCCACGCGGAACACCUGACUCAAAACCUCAUCGCAACAACUCUUUGGGUCAUAAUAUCAUACGUACUUUACAGGAAAAGGAUAUUCUGGAAAAUCUGAUGGAGGUGGUCAGGGGAAAGCCUGAAAUGUUGCCACUUCUGCUGGGCUAUAUUACUAAAAAGGGAUCAGAGUUCAAGUUUACAUUUCCAUGGACGUUAUGAUCAGGACUUUUAUGUGACUUAAAGGACCACAUUUUAGUAUUUAGCUAAAACUUACUAAUCUGCGGCGGUUGCUCUGUUUACUGUAUUUUGUAAUUAUUUUACUGAUCUCCCUCUUUUGUACAGAGAAAUUGAAUAUAUUACAAUAGCUGGGUAUUUAAAGAAAGCCUGAUGGCACUCAUGAAAGGAACUGCAAGGGAUCUGGGUGGUGACUGCAAGGGAUUAUGAGAAGGGACUGUAGCAGUCAUUACCAAAAGUAAUGGCACCCAAAGAGAGCAUUGUGCUGUAGGCAUUCCUUUGUGCUGUCGUUUGGUCUGGGAUCAAAAGCCAAAGCCUGCUGCCAGAGAUCUCUUGUAAUGGGUUAUUAAGUGGCAUGCUGCUGCUACAGGUUUAGCAGUCCGUCUAUGCCUGUUCUGGGCCUUUGUGUUACGUAUCUCUAGCGUGAAUGAGGUCUGAGUUUCAUGUGCUACACUUCUGAGAGUGCAGAAAGACCACUUCCUAUGCCCUUUAUAUAAUCAGUUGGAUAUUAACCAAGUUCACUUGGCUAAAAACUCUGUAAGUGGAGUUAGGGGAGGGUUCUGAAUCUAAAAACCAGCAAUAUAGGUAGAACUUGGCCAAAAAGGAAGAGGUAACAGACUGGUUGAAUGCAAUGCAAGAUAACAACAGAUCUUGGAAACUCAGGAAAUUAAUUUAUGCUGUGUCUUCCAAGCUGCCAAUAAAAAGCCUGAAAUA